CUUUGUUUGGGGAAACAUAGAACAAAUAUCCUAUUCACAAUCUCGAUUUUCGUUUCAAUUUGAGGUGAACCAAUGCACAAAAUGUUGUUUUUUUCCAAUUAAUAGUCAUCCAAAUUCAUCAUGAAAGGUAUGGUGUUAUGAUUCCUGGAGAUGAUGGUGCAGUGCUUAGACGGGCUGAAACAUUUGUGUUCUGCUAUUGUAAAUUGUUGUGACUCUGAGAUAUACAAGCAACCAAGGGGCUUGGAAUGUCCUGAAGCUCUAGCGAGGGAGACAAUGUUCAGUGUUAGUGAAAUUGAAGCUUUGUAUGAAUUAUUUAAAAAGAUUAGUAGUGCUGUUAUUGAUGACGGCCUGAUACACAAGGAAGAUUUCCAACUUGCAUUAUUUAAAACAAAUAAAAAGGAGAGCCUAUUUGCUGACAGGGUAUUCGACUUGUUUGAUACAAAGCACAAUGAUAUAUUAGACUUUGAAGAGUUUGCUCGUGCUCUUUCUGUUUUCCACCCAAAUGCUCCUGUUCGUGACAAGAUUGAAUUUUCCUUCCAACUAUAUGAUCUUAAGCAACAAGGAUUCAUUGAAAGGCAAGAGGUAAAACAAAUGGUGGUUGCCACGCUAGCUGAAUCUGGAAUGAACCUCUUGGAUGAUGUUAUAGAAAGCAUCAUAGAUAAGACAUUUGAGGAAGCAGAUACCAAACAUGAUGGGAAGAUUGACAAAGAAGAAUGGGGUAACCUUGUGUUGCGACAUCCGUCUCUCUUAAAGAAUAUGACCCUUCAAUACCUCAAAGACAUCACGACCACGUUCCCCAGCUUUGUAUUUCACUCCCAAGUUGACGAUACCUUGGAUAAAUGACCUCUGGUCACAAGUAUGGAAUAUUGUUGUUUGGAAUUCAAACACAAUGGUGACGCUCUAUAUAAGAUCUGCUAAACGAAAGUUUGAACCAACUGGAUGCAGAGGUGAAAAUGCUGAAUUCUUUUGUUCCUUCACUGUGCGGAUCGAUCAGCAUUCAAUGAAACAAGGCUUGAUUUGGUUGUAUUUGGUUUUCUGAGCUUACUUUAUAUUGUCAUAGAAGAUAGUAUAUCAGUGAUAUGUGGAUAGAAUAUGUUAUUUUCAUCAAGUGUACCUCUAUG
Salvia hispanica is the source of this 1121-nucleotide messenger RNA. RefSeq names its product calcineurin B-like protein 3. The record is from RefSeq and is a predicted model, not a curated record. Gene Ontology annotation, biological process: calcium-mediated signaling. Gene Ontology annotation, molecular function: calcium ion binding; kinase binding. NCBI's taxonomy places the organism in Eukaryota, Viridiplantae, Streptophyta, Magnoliopsida, Lamiales, Lamiaceae.